Pristis pectinata (smalltooth sawfish) is the source of this 3828-nucleotide messenger RNA. It is a transcript of the gene gxylt1a, whose product is annotated as glucoside xylosyltransferase 1a. Gene Ontology annotation, biological process: protein O-linked glycosylation via N-acetylgalactosamine. The record is from RefSeq and is a predicted model, not a curated record. NCBI's taxonomy places the organism in Eukaryota, Metazoa, Chordata, Chondrichthyes, Rhinopristiformes, Pristidae. Gene Ontology annotation, molecular function: UDP-xylosyltransferase activity. The transcript has 8 exons. Bases 1294 to 2580 code for a protein of 428 amino acids.
AAUGGUUUCUCAUGUUCCAUUGAAACUCAACUGUUUUGUUUUCUACGAUCCUUCGAAACUCAUCAGGCCUCAUUCCAUGCUCCGUUGAAACACACCAGGUUCUGUUUCCCACAUUCCUUUUCAACUACCAAGUUUGCUGGAAAAUGUGUAUUAUACUACUGUUGCAUCAAAACAAAAAGUGAAUUAAAAGUGUUGGAAUAACAUUUAAUAUGUUGUAGAAUCUGCUGUUUACUGAGCAAAGAGGAUGCAGAGGCUUCAAGGGGAUAAAGACAAGCUAAGUGACUGUGAACAAUGUGGCAGAUAGAGUACAAGAAGGAAAAAUGUGAGAUUACAACCCGAGUAGAAAAAAGAUAUGUUGUGUAUUUUUUAAUAAUGAGAGAUUGGGAAACAUUCAGAAGGGACCUGGCCAUCCUUAUACACGGGAAAUGUAAAGCUAACACAGUGCAGCAGGCAAUUGGGAAGGCAAAUGGUACAUUAGCUAUUAUUACCAUUCAUGAGAAAGUUGGUGAAACACUUGUACGCUGAAGCUGUAGUGUAGCGGUUAGCGUAACGCUAUUACAGCACCAGUGACCCGGGUUCAAUUCCGGCCGCUGCCUGUAAGGAGUUUGUACGUUCUCCCCGUGUCUGCGUGGGUUUCCUCCAGGUGCUCCGGUUUCCUCCCACAUUCCUAGGACGUACGGGUUAGGAGCUGUGGGCGUGCUAUGUUGGCGCCGGAAGCGUGGCGACACUUGCGGGCUGCCCCCAGAACACUCCACGCAAAAGAUGCCUGUUUCCAUGUACAUGUGAUGAAUAAAGAUAUCUCCUCUCUUAGAGGCAUAGAAGUGCACAAAACAAUGCAGAGCCUUGUCUCCCAGCACAGAGAGAGGGUAGAAGACACCACAAGUGCCCAGCAGCUCAGGCAGCCUCUGUGGAGGGAGGAGGGCAGCGAGGGCGCACUGCCGCACGGUCCCCUUGUGCUCCCAUUUCCUCGGGACGCCAUUGGUCGAGCCAAAGAGCGCGCGCACAAGCAGUCCUGUUGCCGGGCAACCGGUCCCCCCGCCGCUCAUUCACGAAGGAGCCGCCUACUCGGUCAGCAACCAUUGGACGCGCUUGAUCACGUCAUCUGAUUGACGGGAGGAAAAGUUCCAAGGGGGGAAUGUGGGCGGGGCUGCCGUUAACAUUUCCUUUAAUAAAAGUUUUUGCCAGAGAUAAAAUAAGAGCUCGCGGCACCUUUCCAACGGUGCCGACGUUACGAUUUAAAUCGGACCGUUGACGCAGCAGGCACCCUGCCCUGCCCGGCGAGCGGCGGGCGGCAUGCGGCGCUACCUGCGGGCCGUGCUGCUGUGCCUGGCCCUCGCCUUCGUCCUCGUCCUCUACGUCUUCAACGAAAGCGCUGAGGCGGAAGGAGGAGUUCGCGGGCCGCCGACUCGGAGUAGGCGACAUGGAGGGGGUGAAGCGGGCCCGCGGAGCAGGUGUAAGGAUGUAUCUGUGUCUUUCUGGAAUCCAUAUUGGAUGCUGCCCACUGGUGUUUGUGCAGUGAACUGCUUUUGGGAAUCUGCAUUUAGGUAUGAAGUAGGAAGACUGAGCUCUACAGGCUCAUUAAGUUCUUCAGGGAGGAUGCAUCUGGCAGUGGUAGCUUGUGGCGAGAGAUUGGAAGAAACCCUGACUAUGCUAAAAUCUGCUGUUUUAUUUAGUCAAAAACCACUUUGUUUCCACAUAUUUGCAGAGGAUGAACUCCAUGAUAAGUUCAAUAGCUCACUGGAAAACUGGAAGAAGGAAUUUCAUCAGAAGUUCAGUCACACCAUCUACCCAAUUACAUUUCCAGCUGAUACUGCAGCAGUAUGGAAGAAACUCUUCAAACCGUGUGCUUCACAGAGACUCUUUUUACCUUUGAUCCUGAAAGACGUGGAUUCCUUGCUCUAUGUAGAUACUGAUGUCCUUUUUCUGCGUCCUAUGGAUGACAUAUGGGCAUUUUUUGAAGAUUUCAAUCAAACUCAGAUUGCUGGAAUGGCACCAGAACACGAGGAGCCACGAAUUGGCUGGUACAACCGUUUUGCCAGGCAUCCAUAUUAUGGUAAAACUGGAAUCAACUCUGGAGUAAUGAUGAUGAAUAUGACCCGAAUUCGAAAAAAGUACUUCAAAAAUGAUAUGACAACUGCACGGCUCAAAUGGGAAGAUUUGCUUCUACCUCUCUUCAAAAAGUACAAACUCAACAUCACCUGGGGAGACCAAGAUUUACUCAAUAUUGUUUUCUAUUACAACCCAGAAAGUCUCUUUAUUUUUCCAUGUCAAUGGAACUAUCGCCCAGACCACUGUAUGUAUGGCAGCAACUGCAAAGCGGCAGAAGACGAAGGAAUCUUUGUUCUUCAUGGAAAUCGAGGAGUCUACCAUGAUGAAAAGCAGCCAGCUUUCAGGGCUGUGUACAGAGCAAUAAAAAAUUACCCUUUCGGAGAAGAUCCCAUCCAUUCACUCCUAUAUCCACUUGAAAAAGAACUGCAGAAAACUACAAAUACUUAUUGUGGAAAGAUCCAUCAAGUCUUCACACAACGGCUGCAGAAGAGCAUAAGAACUUUACAGGGAAAAAUUUCAAGAGGGAGGUGAUUUUGUGAAAUCACUUUUUCAGAAUGUAUUUUUGCCUUGAACUUUAGGAAUUUGACCUUUUCUCAUAACCUAAACAAGAGAUGUUUUUAAACACGAGGAGGCAAAUUGAAAUGAGAUAACUGACACCAAUCACUGUAUAGGCAUGGGUAUUUUCAUUGAAACCUAUAAAUGUAGUCAUUAUCUCCAUUUGAGCACUAAUUUUACCUCUUUUUAAAAACUGAAGAAUUUAUUUAGUGGAAGACAAUGUUUACAGAGACGCAAGUGUUAUUCUGUCAAGUGAAGGUAUAUUAGGACUGACAAUCUGUUUAAUGUGUUUCAAUAUGAAGGUAAUUAAUCUGAAAUUGUGUGGUGCGAAGUUAACUUCAGAAGUGUUGUAUGUUCAUGACAAUCAAGUCUUGUAUAGCACCACAAAAGAUGUUUUUGCUCUGUUAGAAUCUUUGCCUAUUAUAAUAGUGUGAGAACAUGUAAGUGAAUUGAUUAAUUUUUUUUGAUUAUUGAUGAACAACUAAAAGUAGUUCACUUCAGCCAGUUACAAUUUUCCAGCAAUAAAGAUAUUCAUGCCAGAAAAUAUACCAAAUUGGUACCUCUUAAGAAUAGUUUUUCCAAUUAUUUUAGAAAAUGAAAGAAAUUGCUUUGUGUGUUUUAGCUUCAUUUUGAGUUUAAAUGCAGAAUGUUUAAGUUUGCACCCUAAAACACACAGAUGUGAUGCCCAGUACUUUUUUUUUUAACCACUUCAAUAUGUUGCUGGAAUUUGUCUUAUAGCUGAUAUUGCAGGAAAACUCAUAACUCCUGUAAUUAAAGAUAACAAAUUUUAGCCAGCCUGGACUGAAAUGUAUUCACUCAUUUCUUGACAGUCAAAUUUUGUUUAGCAGAGUAAAAUACUUGUUUACUGCUUGCCAUAGUGUUUUCUUUUCCUGCAGCUUCUGAGAAAUGGGAUACUGUGUAAACCAUGUAAAUGUACCAGACGACUAAAUGAAAUUGACGUAGUUGUAAUUUAGAGAUAAAUUAGUGAGAACUGAGUGCCAUCAUUUCAUGAUCUUUUUGGCUGAUUGCUUAAUAUUUUAGUUCUUUCAGAUUGAAAUCCCUGGUGGAAUGUAGUUAUUAAAAAUAAGUACCAAACAUUUUAUAGAAGUUUGGAAUUAUCUACAUCUAAGGAUAUUUUAAAUGACAAACUUAAAAUAUUGUUACAGUAAAUGUGAAAAUGCAAUGUGUAUUUUAAUGAAUAAAACAGUGUCAAAUCUGUUCAUG